This is a messenger RNA of Penaeus indicus, 1932 nucleotides long. RefSeq lists its product as uncharacterized. The record is from RefSeq and is a predicted model, not a curated record. NCBI's taxonomy places the organism in Eukaryota, Metazoa, Arthropoda, Malacostraca, Decapoda, Penaeidae. The transcript has 12 exons. Bases 157 to 1902 code for a protein of 581 amino acids.
UAACACCAGUAACACACACGCCUAGCAUAAGGCUGUUUCUUUCACAUUCACAUCACAGCUUCCACGCUAAUGAAGUGCUGUGAACGUGCAUUCUAUGUGGUGGAUAUAUACUCCGGUCCUGUGGAUUCAUGUGGGUGUCUAGUGUAUUAACUGAAGAUGCUGAAGUUUCUUCUCGUGUCUAGCUUCUACAUCUUCUCGGGAUAUGGCCCAAAUAUUUUCCUUCACGCCUCUCCUUUGCCAGCAAGACGCACAUUAAAUUUCGUAGAUUAUUACGAUGAUGGAUCAGUUAUUGAUAAGCUGACGCUAGAAAAGAGAAAUGGCACAGCGAUUGCAUACGCCAGCGUGCAAGGAGGAUGUGAAAGCUACCCUUAUGCUGAAGGGAUUGCUAAGCUAGUGUCGAUUGUCAGCUGUGAGAAGGAGGAGGCGAUCGCGAAGGAGGCGAUGGAUCUCUUCCCGUGUACGGAGACGCCAGUGUGCCCGAAAAAGAGCGAACUGGCGAGAAGCACUUGCAUAAAAUUGAUAUACGGAAACCUUAUCUCUGAUGCCGUGUCCCAGGAUGGAAUCGUCCUUGACCUGAAGCAGAGUACUUACGAAUCGGGAUGGAAUUCUGAAAGGAAGAUAUCGCGACUGUCGAUCAAAAAGCCAAGGGGUUUUGCUAAUGCUUACAUAAAGCUUAAUGCAAAACACGGAGUGGGUGGCUGCUCAGAGGAAAAGCAUGUUGAAUUGAGAGGCAUUGUCACGCGUGCAACCGUGGAUUUCGUUGUUGACUGGGACUUGUUGCAAAUGGAUACGAAUUGCAGUUAUUCUGGGGAGCUAUUGCUCCAGAAUGCGUGUUUUGAGGACAUGAGAAAAGACAAACUUCCAGAACUGAAGUAUUUGGAGCCGCAAACGCAGACGGCGGCGCGCCUGGUCCGAAGGCCGUGGUGGCUGCUGGUGGUGGCCGUGGCGGCGCCCCCGAUCGCCGUCACCCUGUUCUGCUCCGUCGCCUGCAGGAGCUGGACAAGGCCCGUCGUCGGCCUCCAAAACGGGAACUCCAACUUGAAGAGCAGGAACUCAAAGAAACUGACGCGGCGAGAAGUCUUGGUCGCAUACGCAGGAGACAUGAGCGAGGAGGUCUUGCCACUCCUGAACGUGCUCAGGGAGAGGAAGGAUAUCAAGCUUCUCGACCUCCACGACCCCCACGCCUUCGGGAAGCGCCAGGACCCGACCGUGUGGCUGGCCAAGAAACUCCUGGACCACUCGACGAAGACUCUCAUUGUAGCCUCUAAGGGCGCGAGGAUCAUCCAACAGCUCGUGGAGGUGGAGUCGAAGAUGGAGAUUCGAAGCACCGGAGACAAAAUCGGUUCGUGUGAAGCUCCGAGACAGGGAGAGGCGGUGGCGAAUAAGAAGGAGGAGAAAGAGGAGGAGGGGGAGGAGGAGGAGGGGCAGGAGGAGGAGGAGAAGAAGAAGGAAGAGGAGGAGGAGGAGGAGGAAGAGGAGGAGGAGGAGGAGGAGAAGAAGAAGGAGAUGGAGAUGGAGAUGGAGAUGGAAAAGGAAAAGGAGAAGGGACGCGAAAUGUUAGAGAGAAUGGAAGAAGGAAGAAGAGAAGAAGAGGAACAUAAUAAGCUGAAGAUUCCCGAGUCUCGAAAUGGAACGAAGGACCUAAAACACGAGGAUGAAAGUCGGGCUGAGAGGGAACGGAAAGAGGACGCAAUAAAUGAACAAAGAACGAACCAGAGAGAACAAGUUUACCAUACCCUCUUGGUGGAUUUUCUGAAAAAGAUGAAAAAUGGGCAGUUCGACGUUUGCCAAGUUUUGAUUGAGAACACGCCCACGACCGACCUUCUAGACGACAUACCGAAGACAAGGGUAUACCGAUGGCCGGAUCACAGAGAUCAUCUGUUGGCAACGCUCCAAGUGUGAGAAUCCAAGAAGAUUAUAGAAAUGAACAUA